Molecule: messenger RNA, 1337 nt
Organism: Macaca mulatta (Rhesus monkey)
Lineage: Eukaryota; Metazoa; Chordata; Mammalia; Primates; Cercopithecidae
Gene: TOR4A
Product: torsin family 4 member A
Cellular component (GO): nuclear envelope; endoplasmic reticulum lumen
Molecular function (GO): ATP binding; ATP hydrolysis activity
Source: RefSeq, marked inferred
GGAGCUGAGGGUAGUGGACCAGCUGCAGGGAGGGCGACCUGUAUGCGGAGCGCCGUUCCUGCGCCAUGGACCGCGGCCAACCCAGCCUGGAGCCUGCUGCCGCGGCCCCCCAAGCCACGGGCCGGUGCAUGAUCGCGCCCGUGCGCGCCGUGCUCCGCCUGCGCCGCCGGGUGUGCGUCCUACGCAAGCGGCGCCUCCUGCAGCUGGGUGGGGGGCCUGACGUCGGGACCGGGGUGCCCAGGCCGGGCUGCAGCCCCCCGGCGCCGCGCGGGGACCUGGACCAGCCGCAGUUCUUCACCUUCGACGGCCCCGCGGAGCUGCCCUCCAGGACGCCACGCAAGAAGCGCCGGCGCAGCCGUCUGGUGCUUUACCCAGAGACCUCGCGCAAGUAUCGGCCGCGCGUGGAGCACAGGAGCCGCGCGCAGCACUGCCUGCUGCUGCUGGUCGCCAUCGUGGGCUUCCAAGUUCUCAACGCUAUCGAGAACCUGGACGAUAACGCGCAGCGCUAUGACCUCGAUGGGCUGGAGAAGGCGCUGCAGCGCGCGGUGUUUGGCCAGCCCGCAGCCAUAGCGCGCAUCGUGGCGCUGAUGCGGGACUACCUGGCCACGCACGUGCACAGUCGUCCGCUCCUCCUGGCGCUGCACGGGCCCAGUGGCGUGGGCAAGAGCCACGUGGGCCGUCUGCUGGCGCGCCACUUCCGCUCGGUGUUGGAAGACAGCUCGCUCGUGCUGCAGUACCACGCGCGGCACCACUGCCCCGAGGCGCGCGCCGCACAAGACUGCCGCGAGGAGCUGGCGCGGCGCGUGGCCGAUGUGGUGGCGCGGGCCGAAGCGGAGGAGAAGACCCCACUCUUGGUGCUGGACGACGUGGAGCUCCUGCCGCGGCCGCUGCUGGACGAGCUGCAUGGCUUCCUGCAGCCUCAGCGCUCCCACCACUUCCACAACGCCAUCUACGUGCUCCUAAGUGGCGCGGGUGGCGCCGAGGUGACGCGCUUCGUGCUGCAGAACGCGUCCCGCGCGCUGCCCCUGCUCCCCGACGGCGCGCGCAGUGCCGAGGCCUCAGCGGCACAGGCGGAAGAGGACCUGCGCACAAGUCUGUGGGCUCUGCUGUCCCGGGAGCAUCCGCUGUGGCAGGCCGCGGCCAUCGUGCCGUUUCUGCUGCUGGACAAGCGGGAUGUGGUCAGCUGCUUCCGGGACGAGAUGGCAGGCGAGGGCUUCUUUCCUGACCAGGCCCGGGCGGAGGACCUGGCCGCACAGCUCAGCUUCUACCGCGUGGCUGGCCGCGAGUUUGCUGUCACUGGCUGCAAGCAGGUGGUGGCCACGGUGAACCUCCUGUAG